Molecule: messenger RNA, 2223 nt
Organism: Dreissena polymorpha
Lineage: Eukaryota; Metazoa; Mollusca; Bivalvia; Myida; Dreissenidae
Product: centrosomal protein of 164 kDa-like
Exons: 6
Coding region: 1-2223 (740 amino acids)
Source: RefSeq, a predicted model, not a curated record
AUGGCUGACUGCGUCAGAGGGAACGCUAACCAACCUAGCCAGUGCACGAGUUCCUGCACCCGUAGGUAUCUGACCUUGAGGGUACAGAGGAGACGUGCAUUGCGGUCCGGCAGUCGCAGUAAGCAGAGAUACUAUCGGUUCUCCGGCAUCGCUGGGGAUCGCGCAGUCGCAGUGAGCAGAGGGACUAUCGGUUCUCCGGCAACGCUGGUGAUUGCGCAUAACCUGCAUCAUACUUUACCGGCAGUGUCCAUUUCCUUACCCGGUGCAACCAACUGGUCCGUACCCACAAAUCCAACAGCCAAUGCAGUUCCCACCAUGGCUGCAAGCACCGCAACAAAUUGCAUCCCCAUACAUGCGGUACCCUUAUCCACAUUGGUAUCCGGCCCAAGGACAGUUCAUGCCCUUCACCAGUAUGCAGGGGCACCAAGGAAUUGGAGUACAAAUGUUCAACCGGCAGCUCUGGGCGAAAUGGUUCCAGAAAAUAAUGCUGGUAGAAAUCAAUCACAGUUAUUGUCAGAAGACGAGAUCAAAGAGGGUGACCUCCCACUCGCAGAGAGCACGCCGAAAACAGUCCCUGAAGACAGUAACAAGUUCAGCUGUUUUUAUUCGUCUGGCUAUGUUACGGCUAACCAGUCUGUGGAAGUUAGCCCGGCCAGAGUACCUGUGAAGCAGCAGAUUGAUAUACCUGUUCAUUCACCAAACAAUCAGACAAGGGCAGGUAAUGUCACGUCUCGGGCCUCUGGUUCCAGCACUUCAUCCAUCAGCUCUGCGACAAACAAGGGCUCAUUCCGCACCAACAUGAGCUUCAGUCACAUGCAGGACAGCCUCUCAUCUGAUCUACAAUCAGAGAUGGAUGAGAUUUGGAUGGACCUGAACAACGUCUCUAAGAGGGACCUUAUGGCCGUAUACAAAGAAGUGAUACAAGAACGAGAUAAGUUAAAGUCGACGAUGAUUCAGUGUCAAGACAGUGCUUCCCGACGUAUCUUGGAGCUGAAAAAUCAGAAAGCCAUGGAACAGCAGGCAAAGAGAGACCUGGUGGUGAAAGUCAACCAGGAAAUAGAGGACAAAGUAGGUAUAAUAGAACUCCUGAAAGAGAGCGAAGAACAGCAGGCGGCUAUGCUCACUGAUAAAACACGCGUUGACCAAGAAUUAAGGGAGCUGCAAGCCCAGUUUCAAAAACUGCAGAGUUCCCUCGAGAGUAAGUUACAGCAGCAGGUACAACAGGCACGGGGGAUGAUAGAACAGUUAGACACAGACAGACAGAUAGAAAUUGCAGAGGUGAAGCAGCAAGUUCAUGAAGAGAAGGAGAAAAAAGAUCGAGAAAUCUUAAGAUUAAGGUCACAGGCACAGUCACUCGGUCAGGAGUACACGCAACUGAAGGAACACAUUGAAAAAAUGGAGAAAGCUUCAACAAAUCAUUUGAAAAAAGCCCGUGCAAAUCAGUUGGCGAACGCUCGUGCAAUCUUCAAGCGGUUGAAAGCAGAGAAGUCGGAGGCGAUUGCUAAGAGGGAGACGAGACUGAAGGAGUAUAAGAACAAAAUGAAAGUGGAGAAGGAGAACCUGCAGAAGCAGGGCAAUGACUUCCAGAAUAGGGAACGAGAAAAUAACCAACUGCAAACGAGACUGGCACAAAGUGAGGAAAAUUUCAGAAAGAUACAUGAACAACACAACCACACAAUUCUGGAGAGAAGUGAGUUGGAUAUGUUGGUCCAUCAGAUGCAGGUUGAGGCCGAUAGACAGAAGGAGGAAUACGAGAGACCGUUGGCUGCGUACCAUGAGAAAGAUGAAGCUGAGAUACAGACCCAGCCUCAGACCAGUGCACAGGAGAAGGCUGAAGAACAUGCAGCAGAACAUCAGGAGGUAGUCAGUGGAUUCAAGGCUCAGAUAAAGGCUGCGGAGACCAAGCGAGGAGCAGACCUCUUUCUCAAAGAGCAAGAGCUGCAGCAAAGUAGCAUAGAGUUCAGGACAAAGAUGGUUAAUCAUAGGGCAGGUGCAAAAAAUGGCAAUCAUGAUGUUUUGGCCAGGAAAACCAUCAUGGGUGAGUGUAACAAGUAUCACCUGGAUCUUGAUUUGGAGGACGUAGAUGAUGUAAUCCUCUUAACAAAAACAUGGAAUAAAGGACAUGACAAGACUAGGGAAAUAUGGGAUCCGGGUAUAGUCAAUACGAAGGAGGUUAUGAACAAGGUGGGUGAUCCGGUCUAUAUGCUGGAUACUUCACACUAG